AACCCAAAGACGAACCCAAAGAUCAACCCAAAGAUCAACCCAAAGACCAACCCAAUGAUCAACCCAAAGAUCAACCCAAAGAUCAACCCAAAGAUCAACCCAAAGAACAACCCAAAGAUCAACCCAAAGACACUUCACCAAAAGAUAAUACACUUGAUCAACCAAAAGAUCAACCAAAAGACAUUCCGAAAGACAAUACAGAUAACAAACCUGAUCAACCAAAAGACCAACCAAAAGACAUUCCGAAAGACAAUACAGAUAAUACACCAAAAGAUCAACCAAAAGACGACAAACCCAAAGAUAUUCCAAAUGAUAAUGCACCCAAAGACACUCCAAGUGACGCUCCAAAUGAUAAUGCGCCAGCGGAUGCUCCAAAGGUUAUUACACCUGAUCUACCCAAAGACACUCCAAAGGAUGAUACACCUGAUAAACCAAAUGACAAUCCAAAGGAUGAUAAACCAAAGGACGCAGACACUCCUAUAAUU
This is a messenger RNA of Rhizophagus irregularis DAOM 181602=DAOM 197198, 485 nucleotides long. Lineage: Eukaryota; Fungi; Glomeromycota; Glomeromycetes; Glomerales; Glomeraceae. The record is from RefSeq and is a predicted model, not a curated record.